AUUUAUUUACAUGCUCUGUGCUGCUGCUGCAAGUGUUGUGUUUCUGGAUUCUUGCCAUUGACCUUUUUGUUUCCGUGACCAACUCGUCUGAUAGAACCGAAUCACCCACCACAAUCAUGCGUUCAGUUGCCUUCAACAACACCCUCCGGGGUCUAUCCCGGGCCGGCUCCCGCUUCCAGCCCGCUACCCUUCCCCGUGUUGCGGCUGCCCGUGCCUAUUCUACUCCUGCCGAGAGCCAGUAUGAGUUUAUCCAGGUCUCCGAGCCCCGUCCUGGUGUCGGUCAAGUAACCCUCAACCGCCCCAAAGCCCUCAACGCCCUCUCCACCCCGCUCAUCACCGAACUCAACUCGGCCCUCCUCUCCUUCCAACAAUCCCCCACCAUCCGCGCCAUCGUCCUCACCGGCUCCGAGCGCGCCUUCGCCGCCGGCGCCGACAUCAAGGAGAUGGCCCCCCUGACUUUCUCCAAGGCCUUCCUCGACUCCUUCAUCGAGUCCUGGUCCAACCUGACCUUCACCGUCAAGAAGCCCAUCAUCGGCGCCGUCUCCGGCCACGCCCUCGGCGGCGGCUGCGAACUGGCUCUGAUGACGGACAUCAUCUACUGCACCAAGACGGCCAACUUUGGCCAACCCGAGAUCAAGCUGGGCACGAUCCCCGGUGCGGGCGGGUCCCAGCGGCUGACGAGGGCGGUGGGGAAGAGCAAGGCUAUGGAGCUGAUUCUCACGGGAAAGAGCUUCAGUGGUGAGGAGGCGGAGAGGUGGGGAGUUGCGGCGAGGGCAUUUGAUAGCUAUGAGGAAUUGAUGGAGCAGGCGCUCAAGACGGCAGAGACGAUUGCGGGAUAUAGCAAGGUGGCGGUGCAGGCGGCGAAGGAGGUGGUUAACAAGAGCCAGGAGGUUGGACUGAGGGAUGGAGUAGAGUAUGAGAGGCGCAUGUUCCAUGCCUUGUUUGGAAGCCAGGAUCAGAAGAUUGGAAUGAAGGCUUUUGCGGAGAAGGGCAAGGCCAAGUGGGUUGAUGAGUAAUGUAUGACUGGUUGGACAGGACAGUUGUAUGUUUAGGUUAGAAGAGAAAUGAAGAUUUGUGAUUACCCUC
This is a messenger RNA of Neurospora tetrasperma FGSC 2508, 1086 nucleotides long. Its product is annotated as enoyl-CoA hydratase mitochondrial precursor. The coding region runs from base 117 to 1016 and encodes 299 amino acids. Gene Ontology annotation, cellular component: mitochondrion. Gene Ontology annotation, molecular function: enoyl-CoA hydratase activity. Gene Ontology annotation, biological process: fatty acid beta-oxidation. The transcript is spliced from 2 exons. NCBI's taxonomy places the organism in Eukaryota, Fungi, Ascomycota, Sordariomycetes, Sordariales, Sordariaceae. The record is from RefSeq and is a predicted model, not a curated record.